UGAGCACAGAACUAACCUACCUAGCUUCCCCUUCCGCUCCCCAGCCAUCCCGGCGCCGCCGGAUCACCUCCGGCGAUUCGCCUUCUUCCUCUCCCGGCUCCCGCGCUCCGUGCAAGCUCGGCCGCCCUGAUCUAGUGGAUACACAGCUUCACCAGUCGCCUUCCAUGGCGGGCGAGGACGACGGCGAGAUUACCCGCCUCCUCCGCCGCCGCCUCCCCAGCUCAGCGGGGCCGCUGGACGACGACGAUAUCAUGGCCGAGAUCCUUCUCCGCCUCCCUCCGCGGCCGUCCUCCCUCCUGCGCUCCUCGCUCGUCUGCACGCGGUGGCGCCGCCUCGUCUCGGACCCCCGUUUCCUCCGCCGCUUCCGCGCCCACCACCGGGCACCCCCACUCCUCGGCUUUUUCUCCCGCUCUCCCCUCAGAGGCGUCAUCAGGUUCACCCCCGCGUUGGAUUCGCCGGACCACGUCCCCGCCGCGCGCUUCUGCCUGCGUCUCGACGAACCCGACGACUGGGAGAUCCUCAGCUGCCGCCACGGCCGCGUGCUCGUCGUCAACCGGGAGCAGCUCCAGGUCCUUUUGUGGGCUCCCGUCACUGGCGACCAGCGCUGCGUGGCCUUUCCCCCGGCGUUCGGCGGCGAGGAGAAGAAGUUCGUAAGGAACGGAGUGGUCAGCUGCGCCGCUGGCGAGGAAGGCCACGUUCACGGGAGUUGCCACUCGAACCCCUUCCAGGUGAUCUUGCUGGGCUGCAGCAGGAAGGGUUUUUUCGCCUGCGUUUACUCAUCGGAGACCGGCGCAUGGGGCAAUCUCAUCUCGUUAAUCUCGUAUCAGCUCCCGGACCACCCCUUUUGUUGUUCCAGCACCGUGGUUGGGAAUUCCAUUUACUCGUUGCUUACUGAGCCAACUUUAGCCAUCCUUGAGUUUGAUUUCAAUAGGCAAAGCCUAGUUGCCAUAGAAGUGCCGUCGGAUGCGAUUGACCUUGACCUGUUUGCCCACGGUGGGUGCCAAUUCUUGAUCGCGCCUGCAGACGGUGGUGGGUUCAGCUUCGUUGUUCUAUCAGGCUUCAACGCCCGGUUAUGGAAGAGGAGGGCCAAUAGUGAUGGUUUUGCUGGAUGGGUGCUUAAGGAUACUAUUGAACUGAGCAACCUUCUUUCGCUGAGGCCAGGUGUGGAUACGCAGCCCCCAAGGAUAAUAGGGUUCGCUGAAGACGAUAAUGUAAUAUUUCUAUGGACAGAUAUUGGUGCUUUCAUGGUCAAUCUUGAGUCAAGGCAGUUUAAGAAACUUACCGUAAGAAUGAGACGCCGACUCCAUCAUCCAUUCAGAAGUUUCUUUCCUGCAGGAAUCUAGGAUUUUUGCUCCUGUCACCGAGAUGCGAAAUUUUUUUAUCCGUGAAGGCACUUUUGUAUGCUGUGGCUUGUGGUGUUUGUCCAUGUUGGAACUGGCCCUACUGAGCAUGUACUAGAAAACUAUGAAGUGGACUUGCAGGAACUAGCUGACUAGUUUGCUAGUACCCUCCAUUGUCAAAUUAUCUGUAGUCGUUACUCAAUUAACACAAUGAUUCUCUUUGCCCCGAUGCUUAACGUCAGCCUGUCAGUCUGCA
This is a messenger RNA of Phragmites australis (common reed), 1596 nucleotides long. RefSeq lists its product as uncharacterized. The transcript has 2 exons. The coding region runs from base 165 to 1343 and encodes 392 amino acids. The record is from RefSeq and is a predicted model, not a curated record. Lineage: Eukaryota; Viridiplantae; Streptophyta; Magnoliopsida; Poales; Poaceae. Gene Ontology annotation, molecular function: protein binding.